Daktulosphaira vitifoliae (grape phylloxera) is the source of this 1795-nucleotide messenger RNA. Its product is annotated as pickpocket protein 28-like. Lineage: Eukaryota; Metazoa; Arthropoda; Insecta; Hemiptera; Phylloxeridae. Gene Ontology annotation, cellular component: membrane. Bases 61 to 1674 code for a protein of 537 amino acids. The record is from RefSeq and is a predicted model, not a curated record. Gene Ontology annotation, biological process: sodium ion transmembrane transport. Gene Ontology annotation, molecular function: ligand-gated sodium channel activity. The transcript has 10 exons.
AGUUGAAUUAAUUUGAGAAAUUGUUGUACGCAGCGGAGUAUAUUUUUAAAAUAAAGGAUAAUGUUCGAAAUACGUAAAAACAAAAUACUCCGAAGACAAUUAAAUAAUAUGAGGAUUAAAAGUAAACCUAUUCAAAAAUCAACAAGUAUCGCUGAUUAUUUAUGUGAAUUUUCGUCAAUCACCACUUUGCAUGGGAUAGUUUAUUUAGGAGAACCUAAAAGACCAUUCUUUGAGAGAAUUCUAUGGUUCAGUAUUAUGUCUUUGGUACUGUACUUCUGCGGAGCAGAAAUAAUCGUUUUAUUUAAUAAUUGGAAGAGUAACAAUAUGGUUUUAACGUUAGAAGAUCUUAAGUAUAAUGUUUGGGACAUUCCGUUUCCAGCUAUUACAUUUUGUAGUGAUAUUCAGCUACAAAAUCUUGAUUAUAAACUUAUUAUGGAUGAAGUUUCUAAGAGUGAGUUCAAAGAUUCAAUGAACACGAUAUGUAACGACUAUUAUAGUGUAAAUAAAAAUAUAUCGUUAAAAUCUAUAAAACCAAAACAUUGGAAAAAAAUUCUUCAAAAAUUUGCUGUGACAUGUGAUCAGCGAAUAAUUACUAUGUACUGGCUAGGCGAUGAAAUACAAUCCAGCUGUCAAUAUUUUCAACCAAUUUUUACACAAUAUGGUCUUUGUUACUCGCUUAAUAUGAUUCCUUUUCAGUUGCUAUUUCAUUCUAAAUAUUAUGAAACAUUAUCGUUUCCAAACCACACUUUAGCUGACAUUAUUACAAAGAAAAAAGAAACUUCCUGGUCACCUGAUAAAGGCUUCAGUAAAAAUGCAAUACCGUUCGAUACUCCUUGGAGAGUUACAGGGGAUACUAACAACGAUGCAGUAAGAUUGGUUUUCAAUUUGAGAAAUAUUGAAGGUGACAAUUAUUGUCCUCAUACUAUGUCUGGUGUUAUGCUAAUCCUCCAUAAACCUUCAGAUACACCUAUUGGUUACCAACCGUCGGCGUAUUUUAUUAAUGAUCGCUUGCUUUCAGUAUCACUGACAGUGUAUUACAAACCUACAUCUCAAGCAGUUUCUAAAUGGUCACCCGAAACUCGAAAUUGUUACUUUGAAAACGAAAGAAGUUUAAAAUAUUUUAAGAUAUAUACAGCUCAUAAUUGUGAAAUUGAAUGCCGAGCUAAUGCAACUUUGAGGAGAUGUGGUUGUGCUGCAUUUUAUCAGCCAAGAGAUCCCGAAGUCCCUAUAUGUGGCAGUCAGAAUUAUCGAUGCUAUAAAUCAUCUUUCAAUAGUGAUUUUUCAAUAUUUCAAGAAGAUUUAAGAGUACCAAAUUCCAGUGAUAAAGAUUGUGGAUGUUUACCGGAUUGUUCAUCAUAUAGUUACGAUUACAAUGUUGUCAAAUUAUUUAGAAAUUGGAGUACUAGUUUCACAAAUGUUGAUCAUUUUCCAAAAGUAGCUGUUGCUAAUUUAUAUUAUAAACGAAAAUCGAUUUCGGUUACUCAGAGAAAUGCUUUACUACCAUUUAAUGAGUUGCUCGGUAAUAUUGGAGGACUACUCGGAUUAUUUUUAGGAUGCAGUUUAAUAAGUUUUUUUGAAAUUAUAUAUUUUUUUUUAAUAAGAUUAUACUUUGAUAAACGCAAACUUAAAAAGGACAUUGAAAGUAUAAAUGUUUCACAUGUUUCAUUAAAAUAGCACAGUGUGUUUUUAAAGUAUAUACGUAGUAAGAUUUAAAGAGAUAUGUUAUUAGAUUUAGUAAAAUUAGUUCCAUACAUAGCAAGUAUAAACAUUUAUUAUAGAAUAUCUCGAUUAAUUA